GUGUCCAUGCGGUCUCUUCACAAUUCGACUUAGGGCAACAAUGGCGGACAGGCGUCGACGUCGACCCAGCGAAAGCGAAGGCGAAGAAGGCGAGGAGGAGACGUUAUCGACGUCUCAGGCCAGCCUGGGAAGCACAGAGGACCCAUCUCACUCCGGGGAAGACGACAGAGAUCGCCAGUCGCCCUGUGAGAGCGAGGGAGAGCACGCCGAAGCGUUGUCUGAGUACGAGAGCGCCGAGGAAGAUAGAGCGGGGGAAGCGGACGAGGACUCCCAGGCUGAACAAGGGGACAGUGACACAGAACAUGAGGACACCCGAGCCGACGAUGAUACAGAAACGGAAGACACACAGGAAACAUCGGAAGAGACCCAAGAAACCGGAGACACGCGUGACCUGGACACCUCCAAAUCCACCGUCUCAACUGACGGAAGUGAUAAAGGGAAGAAGUUGGAAAGACAAAGUGGGGAUGGAUCAGAAGCUCCUGACAGUGAGGACCAGGCAGAAAAUCUAGAUGAUGACGAGGAUCGCCGCAAUCCCGCGUUUAUUCCCAGAAAGGGAGACUUCUUUGAACAUGACAUUCGUGGGGAGGAAGACGACAAACAACAAGGCCGCCCUCCCGUUAAGGGGCGCAGGAAGCUGUGGCAGGACGAGGGGAAGUGGCAGCACGACUUGUUCAAUGAGGAUGAACAGAGGCCGAAACCUGUGGAGGAGCUGAUCGCGAUAUACGGGUAUGACCCGAGGAGAGAGUCCAGUCCCGACAACAUCCGGCCCAGAAGGGGAAGAAGGCCGCCCCGGGGAGGGGGGCGCGGCGGCCGUCCACCGCCGCGGACGCUGAGAGACUUUGUGGAGCGCCCGCCGCCGCCACGUCGGGGCUUUCCUCCCAGAAAUAGGACAGAUGUACAGACAAGGAACCGGGCCCAGUAUACACAGGAUGUCAGGCAGUGGGCUGCAAAUACGAACAAUUACAGAGACAAUGGACCCUUGGAUAAUGUUGUUAGUGACGAAAAUAGAAACCAGCCUGAGGUCUCCAGGCAGAAGCCAAGUGUGGAGCAGGCUGUCCCUAAUGUUAUUAACAAUGUUCCUAGUAAUCCUAUGCCCAAGAACAGUGAGAAUGGUGUCACAGUAGCUCCAAUGCCAGUGAAGGCUCCUACGAGCACAGAGAGCGAGCAUCAGCAUCCCGCGCCGCAGGAGAAACGUUCGUACACACGAUACCGCCGUAGCACGCAGGCGCCCAGGACAAGUCCACCUCAGCAGCAGAAUAUCCGCAAACGGAUGGAAAAUCUCUCCCUACAGCCUGGAGAGGAGUCCGUGGCUCAGGACCGCGGGCACGCAGACGGGUCGCCGCAACAUCCCGAGGAGAGACACGGCCCCAACCGCUCAGAUCGACCCAAACGGUACUCCUCGCUCCGCCAAAGGCCCAUGCCCGAACAGGUGGUGCCACCCAACAUGGUGAAGGGAGUGACGUACUACAACCAGGGGUACCGUGGGGAGCAGUUUGCCAGAGGUAGCACGCCCCCCGUUGUUGAUGGACCAAUCCAACCUCACCCCACAGGGCCCCCUGCUCCCCCCCACCAGGGAAUGAUCGUGUCUGAUGUUAACCUGCCGCCAGGCAUGGCCCACCCCGCCAUGUACAACCCCGCCAUGACAAUGGCCCCUCCCGUCCCCCCACAGCUACUCCCGCCUCCUUUCUUCUCAGCCGGAGGGAUGGUGAACUAUGCAGCAGCCCCUAACCCUGUAUCUUCAUACGCCCCCAUCCCCCAAGCCGGGCCCACAGCCCCCACCCCCAACGUACCUCCCGUCUACACCUCCCCGCAUCCCCCGUCGGCGCAGGUUGUACGGGGCGUGACGUACUUCAACAACCAAAUGCCGCCGCAGGUGUUGAAGCGGUCGCCAGCUCGUCGCCCAAACGCGGCCAUCCCCAUCGAGCCUCCGCCGGACGUGAGGGGUGAUCCGACUGCCAGCGAAGAGGGAGCUCAGCCAACCGAGGCUUAGCUUUGUACUCAUUGGUUACUUUUCAGGGGAUGAAACCUAGUGUUCUCUCACUCAGAGUAAUUACUGGGAAUACAGUAUAAUGUAUUUCUGUUCUUAAAUACUGUGUAGUAUGUACAUUGAAAGUAUGACUGAUUUGUCCAAAGUUUUUGAACAGUAACAACAAGUUCAGUGUAAUCCCUUUGACUUGUUUCUACAUCUUACUUUAGAAGUGAAAACUUAUUUUUGGUGUGAAAGAAUUGAGUUUCACAAUUUUUAGUUUGUACAAUCUGGUGCCUAUCCCAAAAUCCUCAACAGUAAAAGGCUAACUACUCCAAGGUAGAAUGAGAGUUAGAUACUUUUGGGUUUCCAGCUGAUUUUGUACAUUUUACAAAUGUAACUAAAGCCAGUCUAUAAACCUUGCAAUUUUCCUAGUAAAUGUGUGAGCAAGGAUAAAGAUACCCUAUUUUGUGUUAAGCAAGUGUCUAAUUUCUUGGGUUGAUCAGUUUUCAAAAGAACAAGUGCUAUACCCGUAAUGCAACUUGGUUCAACCAUAGGCCUGGGCAGCCAGCCUCCUAUCUCUUGUGUGACAUAUGUAUGAUUCUCUCUUUGGUAGUUUGUAGUUGUUAUAUUUGAUGUGAUGAAACAGAAGAUAUGAUCACAUAAGAAGACACUAAGGGAAGCUUAAGUUGUGUAGUAUGCCAGUUUUUCAUGCUGAGUAUUUGAUACAGACCUACAAAAGGCAAGUAUGACUGGUACAUUUUUAUGUGUAAGUUUUUUCUUACAACUAGCACAUGUGGAACAUGCAAGGUAACAAAAACAUGUAGAAUUGACCAUUACAAAUGGUAUGAUAGCCUUCUUUGAAAGGUGUGGUCUGAGUUGUGUGCUUAUAACUAUUGUACAUUUUGUCCACCCUGUAGUAAUACUAGUAAACAGGGUUUUGUAAAAUACAAUGAUUAUUGUACUAGUCACUUUUCAUCACCGACAGGGACCACGACAUUACUUUUAAUACAUUGUCAGUCCAUUUGUAUGUUAAGAAGUAUCAUUUCCCUGUGGUGCCCAUGUCAAGUCACACAGUUUAAUACCUAUCAGAAAAAAAACAGUACUAGGCCACCCAAAAUCUUGCGCAGUCUGCCUUCAGAUUCUGUUGUUUACUCAUGUGUACAUGUAUAUUAUGCAAAAGAACACAUAUACAACGGAUACAGCUCCUGUCUGAUACCUAUGUGUUUAUUACCUAUUUGCCACUAAAAAGGAGAGAGGUCUUGUAUAAAGUGCUUAUAUCCUGUAAUUAUUAAACAAAUUGAUAACAACUUGAUUCUAGGAAUUGUUUAUCUU
This is a messenger RNA of Branchiostoma belcheri (Belcher's lancelet), 3301 nucleotides long. Its product is annotated as protein CASC3-like. The transcript is spliced from 2 exons. Gene Ontology annotation, molecular function: mRNA binding. The record is from RefSeq and is a predicted model, not a curated record. Lineage: Eukaryota; Metazoa; Chordata; Leptocardii; Amphioxiformes; Branchiostomatidae. Gene Ontology annotation, biological process: mRNA processing. Gene Ontology annotation, cellular component: exon-exon junction complex. The coding region runs from base 41 to 1990 and encodes 649 amino acids.